AUGGAGCAUAUGACAAGAGUUAAUGAUGCUGCAAAUGAUGAAAACGGGUUACUCGCAAUGAUUGGAAGUAGCGAAGGAGGCAAUGGUGGUGGUGGUGAGGGUGGUGGUGGUGAUGGUGGUGGCCGUGUGGAUGAUGUUGCUCUGAAGAAGGGUCCUUGGACAACCGCAGAGGAUGCUAUUCUGAUAGAUUAUGUAACAAAACAUGGUGAAGGGAAUUGGAAUGCAGUGCAGAGGAAUACAGGGUUGGCUCGAUGUGGCAAGAGUUGUAGGCUCAGAUGGGCUAACCAUUUGCGACCCAAUUUAAAGAAAGGUGCUUUCUCCCCUGAAGAAGAGAAACUCAUUGUUGACCUUCAUGCACAGUUUGGCAACAAAUGGGCUCGAAUGGCUGCUUUGUUACCUGGGAGAACAGACAAUGAAAUCAAGAACUAUUGGAACACAAGGAUCAAGCGCCGCCAAAGACAAGGACUUCCUCUGUAUUCAGAUGACCAUGAUCAUCCCACAACACCAACCACACCCACUACCCCUUCAACCCCACCAGGAUCAAACCCAAACACUGCCCCAAAGUUUGAGUUUUUUCAUCAGAACCACCAUCAUAACCCUUUGUCUCCAACAGCAAACCUUCGUUCUCCUCUCUCUUCAUCAUCAUUCCAACAAAGACCACACUCUUAUUCCCCUUACACUUUCUUGGACCCUGCACCUUUACCUUUGUCCUCAUCUUCACCUUCCCCUCUCUCCUUCACUUUCCAAAGACCUGCACCAUUGCUAAGUAACCCACUUCGCUUCAAGCGUUACCGUCCCUCUUCAAGCCACAACGUUCAGUUUCCUUCUAUCAAUGAUCAUCCAAUCACAACCCAGUUGCAUGAUGUUGAUGGAUUCAGGUUCCCAGUUCAGCACAACACAAGUUUUUCUCAGUAUUUUCAGACCCCAUUAUUAGAUUCCGAUCGAGGGGUUUCUUCUUCCUCUUCAGCUUUCCAAAACAAGUCGGAGUUCCCUUCAAACCAAUUUUCAAAACCAACACAAGAGCCAGAUACUAAGCUUGAUAAUCAGUUCAAUGAUCAUGCUUUCCAUAACAGUAGUGGGAUGCUUGGGGAUCUGCUAUUGGAAGCUCAAGCAUUGGCAUCUGGCCAAAAUUCAAAGAAACGAAGUUACUUGAGUUUGAAUGAAGGAAAUGAUGUGUUUGAUGGAUGCCAAAGCUUUGACGACUUUCCACUUAGCUCUUUUUAUUGGUCUUCUACUUCUACUUCAGGACAAAAACCAAAGGAAGAAGCACCUGACAUGAGCAGAUUCACAAACGAGGACUUAUCAUCACUGCUUACUGUAAUGCCUUCCACUACGCAGGGUCAGGAUUGGCAUAAUAACAAUGCACAUGAAGUCUCUCAUGUCCAAUCUUCUGGAGGUGUCAUAACAGAUGACAAUUUUGAACAUGAUAUAAAGCCCUUGUUUCCUCUCACCAACACAACAAACCAUAAUGAAAACCAGGGUUGCUACUCUUGGGAUAAUCUAUCUGGUCUCUGCUAA
Gastrolobium bilobum is the source of this 1518-nucleotide messenger RNA. Its product is annotated as transcription factor MYB97. The record is from RefSeq and is a predicted model, not a curated record. The transcript has 3 exons. Lineage: Eukaryota; Viridiplantae; Streptophyta; Magnoliopsida; Fabales; Fabaceae. The coding region runs from base 1 to 1518 and encodes 505 amino acids.